CUCUACGUCACCAGAAACUAGAAAGCGCUCCACCUUCAAGAGACGAGCAAAAGGACGUAAACUUUAGCCUCUCUCAAUCUCAAAUCUCACUUUUGGCAAACUCCCCUUUUCACUUCCACUGAUCGGAAACGGGACCAUAUUUUCGAAUCUCGAAUACCUUUUCGUUGCUUUCUCUUCCUAAUUUUUCACUUUCCAAUAGAACAAGGAAAUAUGCUUUGGCCGUCACUUCCCUGUGAUUCCACUUCCGCUGCUAAAAUGCCUUUCUUUGCUUUACCUUUCGCUAAUAACAGCACCAGCAGCAUUGCCCCUUCUUCUGCUGGACCUUCUCGUGUUCUGGACAUGGGAUUGAAGUUGAGUAAACAAGCUUCCAGUAGCAGUGGCCGUCGAAUUUUUAGUCAGACAAAGGUUCGUUAUAAGGAUAGAAAGCCCAGUGUUUAUGGUCGUGGUGCCCAAGAACGGGUGCUUGAGGAGAAGGAAGCGUCUCAAAUGUCGGAAACCGACCCGACUUUGAAAAUUUUCCCAGGUCAGGCAUUUCCAUUGGGCGUAUCUAAAGUUGAUAACGGGAUCAAUUUUGCUAUUUUUUCACAGCAUGCCACUUCUGUCACUCUUUGCCUAUCUCUCCCUCAAAGGGAAGCAAAUGAAAGGCUGGGUGGUAGCUUGAUUGAGCUGGCAUUGGAUCCUCAUGUGAAUAAAACAGGAGACAUUUGGCAUAUCUGUAUUGAGGAUUUACCUUGUAGCAAUGUGCUUUAUGGUUAUCGGAUAGAUGGUCCUCAAAAUUGGCACCAGGGGCAUCGAUUUGACAGGAGCAUCAUACUUUUAGAUCCUUAUGCUAAGCUAGUUGAAGGUCGCCGAUAUUUUGGAGAUGCUAGCCUUAAGUUGUCUAAAUUUCUUGGUACUUAUGAUUUUGAUAGCUUGCCUUUUGACUGGGGAGAUAACUACAAGCUUCCAAAUAUACCAGAGAAAGAUCUUGUGAUAUAUGAAAUGAAUGUUCGUGCAUUUACAGCUGAUAAAUCUAGUGGCUUAGAUCCAAAAAUACGUGGGAGUUACCUUGGUGUAAUUGAAAAGAUUCCGCAUCUUCUAGAGCUGGGUGUCAAUGCAGUGGAGUUGCUGCCUGUGUUUGAAUUUGAUGAAUUUGAGUUUCAGAGACGCCCAAACCCCAGAGAUCACAUGAUCAAUACAUGGGGCUAUUCAACAAUAAAUUUCUUUGCUCCUAUGAGUCGCUAUGCUAGUGGUGGUGGAGGACCUUGUAAUGCAUCUCGAGAAUUUAAGGAAAUGGUCAAAGCCUUGCAUGGUGCUGGCAUUGAGGUUAUUUUGGAUGUCGUCUAUAAUCACACAAAUGAGGUAGACGACCAAAAUCCUUAUACCACUUCAUUCCGUGGCAUAGAUAAUAAGGUUUAUUACAUGUUGGACCCAAAUAACAAUGGCCAGUUGCUUAACUUUUCUGGAUGUGGGAACACAUUAAAUUGUAAUCAUCCUGUGGUCAUGGAGCUCAUCCUAGAGAGCCUAAGACACUGGGUCACUGAAUACCAUGUGGAUGGAUUUCGAUUUGACCUGGCCAGCGUACUUUGUCGUGGAAUUGAUGGCACUCCACUUAGUGCUCCCCCAGUUAUUAGGGCAAUUGCCAAAGACCCUAUCCUAUCAAGGUGUAAAAUUAUUGCAGAACCUUGGGAUUGUGGAGGCCUUUAUCUGGUUGGAAAAUUUCCUAACUGGGACAGGUGGGCUGAGUGGAAUGGGAAGUACCGUGAUGACUUGAGAAGAUUUAUUAAGGGUGAUUCUGGUAUGAAAGGGAGUUUUGCAACUCAUGUUGCUGGAUCUGCUGACCUGUACAGAGUGAAUAAGCGCAAGCCUUUUCAUAGCAUUAAUUUUGUAAUAGCACACGAUGGAUUCACACUGCAUGAUCUUGUUUCAUACAAUUUUAAGCAUAAUGAUGCCAAUGGAGAAGGUGGGAAUGAUGGAAGCAAUGACAAUUUUAGUUGGAAUUGUGGCUUUGAAGGAGAAACUGAUGAUCCUUCAAUUAAAGCUUUACGCUCUCGCCAAAUGAAAAAUUUCCAUUUGGCAUUAAUGUUAUCUCAGGGAACACCAAUGAUGUUAAUGGGGGAUGAAUAUGGGCAUACUCGCUAUGGAAAUAACAAUAGUUAUGGGCAUGACACUUCUAUUAACAAUUUCCAGUGGGGAUUUUUGGAUAAACAAAGGAAUAGUCAGUUCAGGUUUUUCUCUGAGGUGAUAAAGUUUCGAAAAAUGCAUCAAGUAUUUCGUCAUGAAAAUUUUCUCAGCAAAAAUGAUGUGACAUGGCAUGAAGACAACUGGGACAAUUAUGAAAGCAAAUUCCUUGCAUUUACCCUUCAUAACAGCAAUGGAUCUGAUAUCUAUUUGGCGUUUAAUGCUCAUGACUACUAUGUUAAAGUUUUGAUACCCCCUCCACCAUCAAAGAGGCGUUGGUUUCGUGUGGUGGACACCAAUCUUUCAUCUCCAGACGACUUUGUUCCUGAAGGUCUCCCAGGCAUUGGGAAUUCCUAUAAUGUAGCUCCAUUCUCGUCGAUUGUUCUUGAAGCUAAACUGAUGUAAUGGCAAGUUGCUAACAGACGAGUGUUUCGAGUCACUUGCCCCGCUAUGAAGCAUCUGAUUAUUGAAGAUAGGAAAAGAUCUAAAGCUUCCAUGCUUCCAGAAUAUCUUUAUAGCUGAAGUGGGUGAAUACUCCACUGAUGAUUGAAUCCAAUCAAGAAGACCCGAGCAAGCUCAGAAGUUAUCAUUUAAUACCUUUUGGUGUAAGCUUGCUUUGUUACACGAAUCCAUACAAUGAUUUAAACUUUUGCUAUGGACACAAGCUUUGUCAAAUCAAUAGAUGUGGCAGGCAAACACAUCUUAUGCAUGUAAUCAAAAUUUGUUAUAUGCUGAAAAUUCCUGUUAAAUCACUAAAGAGCAGCUGCUAAUAGACAAAAGUUGUUUUUUCCUUUUUA
Molecule: messenger RNA, 2957 nt
Organism: Hevea brasiliensis (rubber tree)
Lineage: Eukaryota; Viridiplantae; Streptophyta; Magnoliopsida; Malpighiales; Euphorbiaceae
Product: isoamylase 3, chloroplastic
Exons: 24
Coding region: 211-2565 (784 amino acids)
Biological process (GO): carbohydrate metabolic process
Molecular function (GO): hydrolase activity, hydrolyzing O-glycosyl compounds
Source: RefSeq, a predicted model, not a curated record